Solenopsis invicta (red fire ant) is the source of this 2229-nucleotide messenger RNA. RefSeq lists its product as uncharacterized. Gene Ontology annotation, biological process: regulation of transcription by RNA polymerase II. Gene Ontology annotation, cellular component: transcription regulator complex; nucleus. The record is from RefSeq and is a predicted model, not a curated record. The coding region runs from base 445 to 2142 and encodes 565 amino acids. Gene Ontology annotation, molecular function: DNA binding. The transcript is spliced from 2 exons. NCBI's taxonomy places the organism in Eukaryota, Metazoa, Arthropoda, Insecta, Hymenoptera, Formicidae.
UCUUUCUCUCGCGCGCGCGAAGCACAGCAGCAGCGCGUAGUCCGCGCCGAGCGGUGCCGAGCGGAACCGAGCGCCGGGGUCGAGCGGAGCCGAAGGCCCCCGCGGUUGGUCGCGACGCGCGCGAGUAGCACCACACCGCGCCGGAGCGUGUGUGUGCGUGCGUGCGCGUUCUGUCCGCUUACAACUCGCCGCCGCGCUCCGUUCCUCUUCGCUCGUACUCUCCUCUACCCGGCCGCCGCGGGAGCAGGCAGACGAGAGGCGAGCGUCGCGUAUAUCGUCGUCGUCGUCGUCGUCGUUGUCGUCGCGCGCCUCGCCAGCGUCAACGUCGUCGUCACCGUCAUUGUUAUUGUUAUCGUCGUUAUUAUCGUUAUCGUCGUUCGCCUUUUUUCGUUUCGUUGCGUGUGUACGCCGCGCGCGUCCUUUCCGACUGGCCCGCGCGCGUGCAUGGACGACACGCGCGCACGAGCCGACGAGGAUAUAGCCCUGGAUUCGUCCCGUUUACGCUCGUCCGCUCGGCUCGGCUCCGCCGCCGCCGCCGCCGCCGCCGCUGCCGCCGCCGCCGCUGCCGCUGCCACCGCCACCGCCACUACCACCGUCGCUACUACCACUAUCUCCACCACCUCCUCGACGACCGCCGCCGCCACCUGCCGCGUCGCAAGCCUGCCGAGACGUAAGAGGAAGAAGAGAAGGCGUCAGCGGGUCGUUGCGAGCAACGACGACGUACCCGGCGUCGCCGUCGUGGUCGCCUCUCGUGGCGCUACCACGUCGAGCGGUAACGCCGCUGUAGUCGAGGACAACACCGCCGUAAUCGUCGCCACCGCCACCACCACCGACGUCUCCGCCGCCGCCGCCGACGCCGUCGUCGUCCUCGAGCCUGACGCUGACGCCGUUGCCGACGCCGACGCUGACGCUGACGCUGACGCCGACGCGAACGCACCCACCGCGGAGACAAACCACCCAGCAGCAGCGGCGGCGGGCCAACGGGUCGAUAAACUGAGGAGCCGCCUCCUCGGCGAGCAGCAGACCGCCGCCGCGGCCGGCGGCGCGGAAGCCCAUCAGCAGCUACGCGUCGGAGGAAGCGGCUCGCGUGCGGCCGCCUCCUCCGUCGGCACCGCCGGCGUCACGCUUCUCAACCGACGCGCCGGCAAGCGCUCGCCACGGCGAUGCAACGCCGGCGGACGUAGGAGCGCGAUGACGAUGGACCUACAGCGGCUGAUCAACGAGGUGCACGCGAGGCCCGCGAUCUGGGACCAGAAGAACGUCAACUAUCACAACCGCGACGUCAUACUGAAGAUGUGGCGGGAGAUCGCGAGGUCGUGCGAGGUGUCGACGGAUGUCGCCAAGUCCAAAUGGAAACACUUGCGCGACAAUUUUCGGAACGAAUUGAAAAAGACCUACCGGGGCAAGUGCGAUGGUAUCGGCGGCACCGAGCACGACUCCAAGUGGGUCUGGUUCAAGAGUCUGUUCUUCCUGCGGGACCAAAUGAAUUCGAGGGUGAUCGGCUGCGCCCUGUCGCAAAACUGUGUUGGCGUCGGUAUGCGUUCGUCUCCGGACGGCACGCAAAUCGAGCCGCAGAUCGAUAUUCUCGAGGGCCACGAGGAGACGCAGUUCGAUGACCUGGACGGUGACUCCUGCCAGUCACUGCUAUCCAACGACGAUGGCCUGCAUCAGGUGAUGCCACCGCCAAAGAUGAACAAGAUAAUCGGUCGGAAGCGAGCGUUAAUGGACGCGAUCGAGAACGAUUACGGCGUGGAGGUGGAUCGAAAACGGUACGAGUCGCUGCAGAAACGACUGGCUAUCGGCCCUGAGGAUGAGGAUGACACCUACCACUUCCUCAUGAGCGUACGAAAUCCCCUGAGAAGCCUGCCGCUUGACAGGCAGAUGUUCAUUCGUCUUAAGAUCCAGGAGUUGGUCUACAACGAGAUCAACUCGCAGAACCAACAGCACCAGCAACAGCAGCAUAACGCGAACCGUGGAGUCUACGACGCUUCCUCGCAGGGCCAAGACGUGAAACCCCCGCGCGCCGGUAACAGCGGUAACGGCGUCGUCGGUGGCGACGUCGUUAACGACAUGUCACAUCCGGCGUCGUUGCUGCAGAACUGCACGCCCGAGGGCUCCGGUGAUGAUGCCUUCUUCGGCUGACGAGAGCCCCUUUGCAGUUUAAUUUGCUGAUAGACGUAAGGAUUAUAAUUUUAAUAGAGAAUAAACGAUGGUAUUUUUUCAGUAAUA